Chrysochloris asiatica (Cape golden mole) is the source of this 2692-nucleotide messenger RNA. It is a transcript of the gene SLC39A6, whose product is annotated as solute carrier family 39 (zinc transporter), member 6. Gene Ontology annotation, cellular component: membrane. The transcript has 9 exons. Bases 1 to 2214 code for a protein of 737 amino acids. Lineage: Eukaryota; Metazoa; Chordata; Mammalia; Afrosoricida; Chrysochloridae. The record is from RefSeq and is a predicted model, not a curated record. Gene Ontology annotation, molecular function: zinc ion transmembrane transporter activity. Gene Ontology annotation, biological process: intracellular zinc ion homeostasis; zinc ion import across plasma membrane.
AUGGCGAGGAAUUUGUCUGUGAUCUUGAUCUUGCCUUUCACUCUGCUGGCCUGUGACACAAGUCUCUCAGCUGCUUUCCCUCAGACCACUGAGAAAAUUGUUCCAAAUUGGCAAUCAGGCAUUAAUGUUGACUUGGCAGUUACUACACAGCGACACCAUCUACAACAACUUUUCCACCGCUAUGGAGAAAAUAAUUCCUUGUCAGUUGAAGGAUUUAGAAAAUUACUUCAGAAUAUAGGCAUUGAUAAGAUGAGAAGAAUUCAUAUUAACCAUGACCACGAUCAUCACUCUGACCACGAUCAUCACUCUGACCAUGACCAUCACUCUCACCAUAAUCAUGCUGCUUCUGGGAAAAAUAAUCGGAAAGGCCUUUGUCCAGACCAUGAUUCUGACAGUUCUGGUAAAGAUCCUAGAAACAGUCAGGGAAAAGGAUCUCGCCGAUCAGAAAACGCCAAUGUUAGAAGAAAUGUUUUAGUCAAGGAUGGUAUUAGUGCUGGGGAAGUGACCUCAACUGUAUAUAACGCUGUCUCUGAAGGAACCCACUUUCUAGAGACUCUAGAGACUCCGAAACCUGGAAAGCUUCUCCUUAAAGAUAUGAGUGGUUCCACUCCACCCAGUAUCACAGAAAAGAGCCAUGCAAGCCAGCUUGCUAGUAGGAAAACAAAUGAAUCUAUGAGUGAGCUGAGAAAAGGCUUUAUGCAUCCUAAAACCACAAAUGAGAAUACUCAAGAGUGUUUCAAUGCUUCCAGGCUGCUCACCUCUCAUGGCAUGGGCAUCCAGGUUCUGCUGAACACAACUGAGUUCUACUAUCUCUGCCCAGCCAUCAUCAAUCAGAUUGAUGCUAGAUCUUGUUUGAUUCACACGACCAGUGAAAAGAAAGCUGAAAUCCCUCCAAAGGCCUAUUCUUUACAAAUAGCCUGGGUUGGAGGCUUCAUAGCUAUUUCCAUCAUAAGUUUCCUAUCCUUGCUGGGGGUCAUCCUAGUGCCACUCAUGAACCGGGUGUUUUUCAAAUUUCUGCUGAGUUUCCUGGUGGCGUUGGCCGUUGGGACUCUAAGUGGUGAUGCUUUUCUACACCUUCUCCCACAUUCUCACGCAAGUCACCACCACAGUCAUAGCCAUGGAGAAUCAGCAAUGGAAAUGAAGAGGGGCCCCCUUUUCAGUCAUCUGUCUUCUCAAAACAUAGAAGAAAGUUCUUACUUUGAUUCCACAUGGAAGGGUCUGACAGCUCUAGGAGGCUUAUAUUUCAUGUUUCUUGUUGAACAUGUGCUCACAUUGAUCAAACAAUUUAAAGAUAAGAAGAAAAAGAAUCAGAAAAAACCUGAGAAUGAUGAUGACGUGGAGAUUAAGAAGCAGUUGUCCAAGUAUGAAUCUCAACUUUCAACAAAUGAGGAGAAAAUAGACACUGACGAUCGACCUGAAGGCUGUCUACAAGCAGAUGCUCAAGAGCCCGCACACUUUACUUCUCAGCAGCCAGCAGUCUUGGAAGAGGAAGAGGUCAUGAUAGCUCAUGCUCAUCCACAAGAAGUCUACAAUGAAUAUGUACCCAGAGGGUGCAAGAACAAAUGCCAUUCACAUUUUCAUGACACACUCGGCCAGUCAGAUGAUCUCAUUCACCACCAUCAUGACUACCAUCAUAUUCUCCAUCACCACCACCACCAAAACCACCACCCUCACAGCCACAGUCAGCGUUACUCCCGGGAGGAGCUAAAAGAUGCUGGCAUUGCCACGUUGGCUUGGAUGGUGAUAAUGGGUGAUGGCUUGCAUAAUUUCAGCGACGGCCUAGCAAUCGGUGCUGCUUUUACUGAAGGUUUAUCGAGUGGUUUAAGUACUUCUGUUGCUGUGUUUUGUCAUGAGUUGCCUCAUGAAUUAGGUGACUUCGCUGUUUUACUCAAGGCUGGCAUGACUGUUAAGCAGGCUGUUCUUUAUAAUGCUUUGUCAGCCAUGCUGGCAUAUCUUGGAAUGGCAACAGGAAUUUUCAUUGGUCAUUAUGCUGAAAAUGUUUCUAUGUGGAUAUUUGCACUUACUGCUGGCUUGUUCAUGUAUGUUGCUCUCGUUGAUAUGGUCCCUGAGAUGCUGCAUAAUGAUGCUAGUGACCAUGGAUGUAGCCGCUGGGGAUAUUUCUUUUUACAGAAUGCUGGGAUACUUUUAGGUUUUGGAAUUAUGUUGCUAAUUUCCGUAUUUGAGCAUAAAAUUGUGUUUCGUAUAAAUUUCUAAUUACAGUAUAAAUGCUAGAGUAGCUUACAAAAGCAUUGCCAGCUAUAGUUUAAAUAGGUCAUAAGGAGAUGGGAAUUUGUGUGCUGGAAUGCUCACCAUUUAUGGUUAGUGUGGUCUUUAAAGUUGUAUUGAAUAUUGUCCUUCGUUGUGCUUAUCAGGUCAAUUAUGGUAGUAACACAAAGGUACGUUUUAAUAUUUAAGUUAUUCUGUUUUGGGAAUAUAAGCUGUAUGUGCAAUUCACCAAUACUACCAGUUUAUUGUAUAAACUAGAGCUUUGGCAUGACAUGUUCUGUAUAUUUCAGGAAAAAAAUGUCCUUAAUAUUUUUUCUAGAACUAAUUUAACAGAGUAAUUCCCAUGCCGAAUUUGAAACCUAUGAAUUGCUGGUGUUGAAUGAGAAUGUAGCCAAAGCUGAAGAUACCAGGGAAACUUGUAACUUGUACUGAAUUUAAGUUAGGAAAAUAGGGAGAAAAAGAGAAG